This is a messenger RNA of Trichoderma citrinoviride, 801 nucleotides long. RefSeq lists its product as hypothetical. Lineage: Eukaryota; Fungi; Ascomycota; Sordariomycetes; Hypocreales; Hypocreaceae. The record is from RefSeq and is a predicted model, not a curated record. The transcript has a single exon. Bases 1 to 801 code for a protein of 266 amino acids.
AUGGUCUUCUUCGCCCCGCAUGACAAUAUCCCGACCCUCACAUGCUAUCUCCUCACUGAAGCCUCCGGCGAUGAACUCCAAGCCUUCAAAUCUGCCUUUGAACUAGGCAACCACGCAGCCUUCAGUCCCGUCCUCCACAUCAAGAUCGUCCGCCCACCGGACGACUAUCUAGGGAAAUCUCACGAGUACAUCCGCAAGAAGGAAGAUGAAGCCGGCCGCAAGGGCAAAUUCCUCAUCCUUGACAAAAGGGCCAUUGAAAACAACGCCGUCUGGUACAUUUCUCACUUCGCCGACGCCGAGCGUGUGCAAUGGAAAGAGGCUGAGAAUACGAAUGUUCUCUGGAAGAUCCUCGUCAAAGCCGACAAGCUGGCCAUGGUGUAUGCAAACUACAGCAUCGGCAACACGUCUCUCCAAGAAGACCUGGGUAAUUGCGGCGUGGAUUUCCCCGUCAAAGAAGGGUUUGAGCAGUCCAAAGUGUUUGACUACAACUUGGACAUGCACAAAGAACAGUACCGCCAGCCCGUCUGGAUCAGAGCCGAGCCUGGAGAAUACGAGAUCAACAAAGGCGGCGAACAGCUUGGGGACUACAUUGCGCCGCCGAAUUCGUAUGCCAGGCUGAAGGAUGGAGUGGCAGAGGCUGUCGGGGUGGUCAAUGACUGGACAACGUAUUAUCCUUCGGGGCCGUUUCCCUUCCGUGACGGGACCAAGAAGGAGUUUCCUGAGGGGACCAUGGUUCUUCAGUUGAAGUGGGAUCCUGACUUUCCGUGGCCGCCUUACAAGUGGCCUGAGGGGUCGCUGUGA